Molecule: messenger RNA, 1506 nt
Organism: Rotaria sordida
Lineage: Eukaryota; Metazoa; Rotifera; Eurotatoria; Philodinida; Philodinidae
Source: the annotation of a GenBank genome assembly
AUGGUUCAAUCAUUGAAAUUUGACGGCAAAGUUCCCAAUUGGUAUCAUACGGAUUGUUUUUUUAAAAAAGUGAAACUAAUUGAUGUAAAAAUUAUGAAAGGUUUUGAUGAUUUACGUUGGGAAGAUCAAGAUAAAAUUCAUGAAAAUGAUCCGAACAAUACAUUCACUGUUGAAUAUGCUAAAUCAAAUCGAAGUACAUGUCAUGGUUGUGACACAUCGAUUGACAAAGAUACAUUACGUUUAUCGAGAAAAAAUUACACAAGUAAAAGAUCACGACGUUAUGGAUCAACUGAUGAAUGGUAUCAUGUAGAUUGUUUUAAUCACAUGAAAAAAGAUCUUGGAUUCUUUGGCAAUGCUGAAUUAUUUUUCGGUUUUGUUGAUUUGAAUAAUGAAGAUCAAGUGGAACUUAAAGAGAAAUUUGGUACAUCAACUAGUUCAAAACAAAAACGUAAAGGUGUAAGGAUAAACGAUGAAUCGACAAAAGAAAAACAAGCAAAAAUUGAAGAUACGACAUUAGAAACUUUGAAUGAACAAGAAGAGACACGUCUCAAAAAGGAACAAUGUGAACUUCUAUGGACUUACAAAGAUAAUUUACGAAAAGAAAUCCCCAACGACGUUCUAAAAGAAUUACUUGAAUUUAAUGCACAAAAACCAGUUUCUGGAGAAUCAAAUUUAAUUGAUGCUGUGACUGAUUAUAUGGCAUUCGGUGCACUUGAACCAUGUCCGAAUGUAAUGGUUUUCUUGUUUUCAAUUAUACAAAUUAUCGUUGUACAGGCAACACUCCCGAAUGGACAAAAUGUUCUUAUUGAACACAAUUACCUAAACGAAGAUCAUUUGAAAUGCCAGAUAAAAUCAAAGAAACCUACAACAUGUUUUGAAAUUAAAGAACCUGAUUAUGAUCCAAAAUUGCCUCUUAAUGACUAUUCGGUUGCAUUAGUCGGUCGUUUAUCAAAGAGAACAAGCACUUUACAAAAACAAAUCGAACAAUUAGGUGCAACAAUUGUUUCGACUAUUGACAAAACAGUUGAUGUGAUUAUUAGUACACAAGAUGAAGUACAAAAAGGAAAUAAAAGAAUUCAAAAUGCACAAACAUUCGAAAUUCAUAUUGUUCCAGAACAAUUCUUGGAUGAUAUAGUUAAUGAUCGACCAUCAAUUGUAAUGGAAAAAUUGAAAUUAUCGACCUGGGGUAUUUUACCACAUAUUCGAAAACAACAAACUCAUGAAAAGAAAAAAAUAAAACGAAAAUCAUCGAACACAUUUAAAUCUGUCGGUCGAUCAAAACAAUUCAUACCGGGAAAAGUUACUAUGAAAUUAAAUGAUGGUGUUGCAGUUGAUCCUGAUUCUGGACUUGAAGAAACAUGUCACGUAUUGAAAGAUAGUAAAACUGGUGGUAUUUUUACGGCUGUACUUGGUAUGGUCGAUAUAACUCGUGAUACGAAUUCAUAUUACAAAAUUCAAUUACUCGAAGAUGAUAAUGGCAAAAAAUGGUUUCUUUUUCGUGCAUGA